AUGUCAGAAUCUAAGAUUCCACUUUUCAAAAUGAAGGACCUGAUACUGAUCCUGUGCUUCCUACACAUGAGUGUCGCAGUGCCGGUGUUUCCUCAGCAAUCUGGGAUCCCAGGCAUGGCUAGUUUGAGCCUUGAGACAAUGAGACAGUUGGGAAGUCUGCAGGGAUUGAACACACUUUCUCAGUUUUCUAGAUUUGGCUUUGGGAAAUCAUUUAAUUCGUUGUGGAUGAAUGGUCUCCUCCCGCAGCAUUCCUCUUUCCCAUGGAUGAGACCAAGGGAACAUGAAACUCAACAAUAUGAAUAUUCUUUGCCUGUGCAUCCCCCACCUCUCCCAUCACAGCCAUCCCUGCAACCUCAGCAGGCAGGACUAAAACCUUUCCUCCAGCCCACUGCUGCCAACGCUAUCCAGGCCACAGAGCAGAAGGGAGGGCCUCAGCCUCCAGCCCACCUGGGACAGCUGCCCUUGCAGGAAGGAGAACUGCCUGCGAUUCAGCAGCCAGCGGCACCUUCAGACAAGCCACCAAAGCCCGAGGUACUUCCUUGCUCUCAAGUCAGAUCAGCAUCACUCUCUAACCUAAUAAAAAAAAAAAACAAUUUUCAGGGUGUUUCUUCUGCCCGGCUGCCCCCUGCCCCGCCCCUCCAGAAGAGUCUCUACCCCCCUUUCACGGAGUGGUCUUCACCUGCCCAGAGGGGAGGGAGAGGAGGCCCCAUGGCCUACGGAGCCAUGUUCCCAGGAUUCGGAGCCAUGAGGCCCAGCUUUGGGGGACUGCCCCACAAUCCAGGCAUGGGAGGGGACUUCACUCUGGAAUUUGACUCCCCACUGGCUGCAGCAACCAAAGGCCCUGAGAAGGGUGAGGGGGGUGCACAAGACUCCCCCAUCCUGGAAGCCAACCCAGCCAACCCGGAAAACCCAGCUCUCCUUCCAGAGCUGGCACCUGACGCCCACACAGGGCUCCUGGCUUUCCCUGAGGACAUUGACCCCAGCCUGGCAAGGGGCCCCGCAGGGCAGAGGAUGGGACCUCCCAGUGUCACCCCAGCAGCCGCUGACCCACUGAUGACGCCUGAAUUAGCCGAUGUUUACGAGACCUACGGUGCUGACAUGACCACACCCCUGGAAGCAGUCACAGACACCACGAUGACCCCAGACCCUCUGGAAACAUCCGUGCCGGGGGACAAGGCCCAGCAGCCCCAGAUUGUGCACGAUGCGUGGCAUUUCCAAGAGCCCUGA
Molecule: messenger RNA, 1227 nt
Organism: Microcebus murinus (gray mouse lemur)
Lineage: Eukaryota; Metazoa; Chordata; Mammalia; Primates; Cheirogaleidae
Source: RefSeq, a predicted model, not a curated record